AAAAAACCGCCGCGGACCAGAAAGCGGAGGAAACCGAUAUGUCUGUCUCAGAUGUUACAAUCUCAAACGUUACAAUAGAGUCUGCAAUUUGUCUUGCAUAAACAGCAUGAGUGCCAUACAGAGACUUGGGCUUUUCGCAAUACAAAUUUCGCCAGAUUCUCAUCGGGGUUGGCUCUCCGAAACUUGUCAUGCGCGCUCCUGUGGGAGUAGGCCAGAUGUUGCGCAUUUUGCAACACAAAUUCCGGACUUGCUUGUAACGUUUGAGAUUGUAACACCUGAGCGGGUUAUAACCGAAACUGCGAAGCAGGCAUUGGAAGCAGAGAAAGAAGCCUUGCUCGCUGAGAAGACCACCGCGGAGGAAAAACUGGCGGAAUAUGAAAUGCAAAUAUGUCUGGGUCUGGAAGGGUGGAACUUGUAAUGCUGUCUACGGAUUCUAAAAGUAUCUGUGUUGCAACAUGAGCAGCAAGAGGGGUCCAGUUCUUGGCACGCGGAGAAGCCAUUUCUCAUGCGUGAUAAGCAUCAAGAAGCCGUCAAAGAAUCUGUGAUGCUAGGACCUGCAUCACAGACCUCACGCGUCAUGCAACAUGUGCAUGACAAACUCCGACUCUUCAAGACCCAGACAUAUUUGCAUUUGAUACGGAAUUAGAAAAGUCGAAAGAAGAGCUGGAGUCCGAGCGGGAUGGGCUGCAAGGGGAGAAGCAGGCCGCCGAGGGAAAGGUGGAAGAGCUGGGGAAAGCGAAGGAGGAGCUGGAGAACGAAAAAGAAAAGCUUUCCGCCCUGCAGCAAGACGGGGAGGAGAAAGUCAGUAAAUUGGAGAAGGAGCUCGAGGAAGCCAACUCCGAGAAAGACGGGCUAAAGGCGGAGAAGGAACAUAUGGGAGGAAGAAAGUGUUACAGUUACACAUUGUGUUGCAAAACUGGCAACACAGACAACCUUUCUCAUGCGAGAGCAGGAAACGCUUUGGAGCCUCGUUUCGUUCCUGUUUUCCCUUAUGAUCUUUGCAUUGCAAGUUUUCUCUGUCAUGCGGAGAAAACUUGUGAUGCUGAAGUUACAUCAAAUGUGUAACUGUAACACUUUUUUUGUGGGAUAGAACAGGGCGAGAAGAGAAUAGAGGAACUGGAGAAAACCCUGGAUACCGCCAACACGGAGAAGGAAAAACUCACCGAUGAAAAGAAGGACGCGGUCGAGAAGGGAGAAAAGCAGGAAAAGGAGAUCGAAG
Molecule: messenger RNA, 1219 nt
Organism: Amoebophrya sp. A120
Lineage: Eukaryota; Dinophyceae; Syndiniales; Amoebophryaceae
Source: the annotation of a GenBank genome assembly